UUCUUUCAUUCAUUCAAUAAAUAUGGUGUUUCGGGUGUUUCAGGUGUUGAUAAAUGGCUUUCAAAUUAAUUAAUAUAUGUACCUAUAUGCCAUUUUUAAAUUUCAUGGACAUUUUAGUUGAUAGCUUCAUGUUAAAAAUUUAAUUUGGCACUCGUCUCAAUAAUUUUUAGUGCGGCUGUGUUUUAAAAUCCAGACUAAACUUUUUUGUUACUCGUCGCGUACGUACGUCACAUUACGAUGUAAAUCUGUCAAGAUCACGCACAUUGACAAUGUGAACUGGAUUGGAUAGAUAACACCAGCAAUCCAAGUAGAACCAACCCAACUGCUUACUGGCCCCCAUCCGGAAGCAUAAAAAUGGAAACUGUAUCAUCAGUGACCCAAGAUGACAGUUCUGGAGCCAAUCCGAACAGUGUGAAGAGUGAAGACAGCAGUCCACAAAAUGAAAGUGGGAGGGGCUCACCUCCUCCUAACUGUGCUAUCUGCUUGGGUACUUGCAAGAACAAGUCCUUCACAGACUCCUGUCUACACCAGUUUUGCUUUACAUGUCUCCUGACAUGGAGCAAAGUAAAAGCAGAGUGCCCCUUGUGCAAGCAGAACUUCAAAUCAAUUAUUCACAAUGUGCGUUCUAAUCAUCAGUAUGAAGAGUAUUUGGUGGAACAAAGAGAGACGGAAGAAAGUAUAGAUAGAUUUGAUAUUGAUAGCACUAUUGCACAGGCAAACAGGAGGUUUAGAUACAGGACAACGCUAACGCUCCCGCGGCGCGAUUCGCUGGCGAUCCAGCAGCUGCUGCUGCAGCAGUACCCGACGCCGCCGCGCGCGGCGCUGCGUCCGCCGCGUCACCCCGCCGCCUUCCGCCGCACCGUGUACCGCCACAACCUGUACGCGCGCCCGCUGCCCGACUUCACGGGCCGCUUCCGGGACUGCUCACCGCAGUUCUAUAGGUACAAUGACACACAGAUGCAUCGUUUAGUGCCUUGGCUCAAUCGAGAACUCCACUAUUUACUAAAUGAAAAUAUUGGGCACAUUUCAUAUGUAAUAACCCGUAUAUUAGAAUUACUUCCCCAGUACCACAUCAACUCGCCUGAAUUCAGAGCUGCGAUGCAGCCUUAUUUUAGAGAUAGAACAGAACACUUCCUCCACGAGUUAUACUGCUUCGCAUCUACUCCCUACGACAUGACGGGCUACGACCGCUACGUGCGCUACACCACCGACACCAGGAUAUCCACCAUGGUCAACGAAGUCAUUUCCAGUUCCGAUUCCGACGCCAGCGUGGACUCAGACAUAGUUAUGGUCUCGAGUUCCGAGCCCGCAGAACCUCCUCCCGGACCCUCCAGGAUAGCAGGCCCUUCCAGAGUGCCUCAGCCGGUGUAUCCUCAAAAUUACAUCGCCGAGCCGACCAACGUCAUCCCCAUCGAAACCAUCUCACACUCUGACACGGACGACGACUCCUCGGAAGUGAUGGUGGUCGGGUACAUAAAACCUCCGCAGGACAGGACGCCCGAGGUGGUCGAUCUGCUGGGUUCGGACAGCGACGUCAUAGUGCAGGACGCGACGCCGCCGCCGCCGCCGCCCAGCUCCGAGCGGGCGGAAGACGGCGCGGUGCCGCUCGUCAAGCUGAUAUUGAAGCGUCACAUGACCAGCGUGGAGUCCAGCGACGACGACAGCUACGGGGCGCGGCGCUCGCAGUCCGACACGGCCUCCACCAGCCACACGUGGCGCUCCACGCCCGAGCCAGAGCCCUGGCUGCCGCCUGUCCAACCCUCUUCCUCCUCCAGCUCCUCCACCUCCACCUCCUCCAGUGAUGAUACCUUAACCGAGUACUUGGAGAGCUCCUCCGAGCGCUCCAGUGACAGAAGAAGCAGGCCUGUUAAAAAGAAAACCAAGAGAAAAAGUCGUAAGGAAAUCGCCUCGAAAGAAAAAAAGAAAAGUAAAAAACGUUCUUCUCGACCUCGUAAAGAUAGAUCGGCGCCCGAUAAAGAGAAAAGAAAACGUAAGACGCGUUCGGGAAAGGGUGUCAAGUCGUCGAAGAAAACUGCCUUACCUCAAUCCAGUAGUCCGCUUCCGGUCGCGGAGGAGCAGCCCGGCCCCAGUGGAACUUGUAAUAGUCGGAAACGUCGAGUGAACAAGGACCGUAAAAGAAGGCGCUCGAGUCGAACGAGUCGCGAGAGCAAAAGACUGAAAAGUGUUGUAAAUGUAAUUAACAAUAAAACAUUAGAAGAACCGAGUUCAAGUGCAUCGUUAAGUAGUGCUGUGAUUAAUCCUAACUCUACCUCUGCCGGCCCCAGCCGUUCGCCUCCACUAGAGUUAGAUCUACCUGGGUUGGAUGCGACUUCUGUGGCUGUACAAACUAGAGAUUAUACUGAUUCGGACUGGGAUGAACUUCCACUCAAUUUGACAGUGCAAAAAACAUUUCAUUCCUUGUAGUGUAGCCUGCCACUGAUUGAAAUGUGAUACAUAGAUUUAUUAAUGUGAUUCUCAUAUUAGUGCCAGGAAACCAAAUCAUGAACGCCGCUCUGCUGGCACAGGCGUGUACAAACGCAUUUGUAUAAUGAAUUAGAUUCGUACUAUUUAUUAAUAAUAAUUGUACAUGAUAAAUGCAUCCUCUGAUUUGUAUAAUAAUUAUGUAUAUUAUACUUUGAUUUGUUGAAGUAUUUUUAUAAAUUGCGUUCACAUUUAGGAUGUUAAGGUUAGUAACACGCCGCUGUUAGCUCACUUGCAUCAUGCAUUCUACUGCAAUGAACAUUGUGUGUGCGAGUGAGCUAAGGCAAAUAAAGUCGGCCAAUGUGACUCGUCGCGACCGUCUUACGUUUUUAGUCUAUAUAUUUAAACUGGAAGAAAUAGAUUUCCACUGUAUGUUACGGAAGGCGGUCGCUAUGUGUCGGCCCACAUAAGCUUUAGUAGAAUAUUGUCGUUUAUGAUAUCACUCAAAGCCAGUGCUCAAAUAGUGUUUUUGUUGCCAUAUAAUAUGAAGAAACACUAACAAUGAAUUAUUUGAGCAUGCGCAUAAUUGACUAUAGAGUUAGUAUCUACUUUCUGCGAAAGUUAUUAUUUAGCUGCUUAAAUUGUAUUUUAUAUUUUAUCAAACAUUAAAUUUUUUUGAGGCAAUCUCAAUACAUGAUGACCAUUUGGUUUACAUUAUUAAAUAUAAAUAAAUUUCAGGCGAAAGUGGAUAAUAAUGUUUAAUUAUUUGGUUGUAUCUCCGAUACUGACUGUGUUUAGUAUGAGUUAACAGCAUAAUGUUAAACAUAGUUGCAAUGUCACUACCAAACUUUAAUCGUCGGAGUAAGGCACAGUUGUCUGUGACACAAACGAUUCGGGCAGACGCUGCGCAAGUCGCCGACAAUAACAACGUUGUCGAUCUAUUAUCGAUAGUUACACAUAUGGCCGCGACACUUAUGGCGCGAAUUAUGUGUCUUACUUCGAUGGUUAAAUUCCGCUCUCUAAGGACUUUCACGUAACGUUUCACGUUUCAGUAGGCAUAUAAUAUUAAUUUAGUAAAUGAAUUCACUCACUAAAUAUUCGUUAUUAGACAGUCCAAUGAAAUUAUCUAUUUUAAAAGAAAUAAAAGUUUUGGCUCUGAAGGGAUUUCAUCGAUUGACGAAAAUUAUAUGUAAGGAAUCUUUUAAAAAAGUUUAGUUCAACCAACUCUAGUCCAUGAGUCUAUGCCACGAAAGAAGUGCCGCAAGCACGAGGCUACAGCCUGAUGUCUUAGUGUCAUAUUGCCACUGGAGUUCUUUUGUGGCGUGGCCUCUUACGUAUGAAUUCAAUACUAAGUAAACGGUAACCACCAGUUUUCAAAACUGGUUAAUCUUAAUUUCUAUAAUAUCCAAGACAAACAUAUUGUAAAAAAACUACAGAUCGGGGGUUUAUGGAAUUAAAAAUGUUCUUCAUUCCACUCAAAAAUAAGACUAAUAGUGAAUGUCAUAAACAUUCACUUGAUGUGCAUGUGCAUGGCAUGCAGUGGCUGGUAUUGUUUGAAAUAAAUGUACAAUAUUCAACGAA
Molecule: messenger RNA, 4002 nt
Organism: Plodia interpunctella (Indianmeal moth)
Lineage: Eukaryota; Metazoa; Arthropoda; Insecta; Lepidoptera; Pyralidae
Product: E3 ubiquitin-protein ligase Topors-like
Exons: 5
Coding region: 355-2424 (689 amino acids)
Biological process (GO): protein monoubiquitination; protein polyubiquitination
Molecular function (GO): ubiquitin protein ligase activity; metal ion binding
Source: RefSeq, a predicted model, not a curated record